AUGUCUUCUACCGCCACCACCACGACCGAGCGGCCAGAUUCAUCAGGAAAGCCCGUGCGAUGGCGGUCGGCCUGUAACCAAUGCCAUGCAGCAAAGGUACGAUGCAGCGGCGAAAGAACCGGCUGCACUCGCUGUAGCAACCUGCAGUAUGAGUGUGUCUAUGCAGUAUCCAGGGUCGGGAAGGUACCAGGAAUCCGAGCUCGAGCAAAUAAGCCAUCUCGGGCGAACUCGACGGAGAAAACUGUCCAAACCCCGCGAUCUGAAUCUGCAAUGGUGCUGCCACAAGACGCCGAAGGCGACACAGACGCGCAGACCACCACCCAAACCACGGCCACCGAGCCUGACGAGCCCAAUUCCCGUCACGAAUUUGGUGACAAACCAAACGCGGCUGACGCUGGUCAAUUCUUUGACGCAAACACCCCCAAGUCCCCUGUAGGGAUGUAUACGGACUGGACCAAUCCUUCUACCGACAAGUCCCUCAAUCCGUUUGAUUCCGCAGACCUUUUCAUUUUACCCAGUCAAUUGAUGUCUUCCGAACACGACCCUAGUCGGUCGUUCCCGGUGCCACAAUGCCGGAAUGCUUCCCUAGACCCUACCAGAAUCUCCCCGGAAUUAGAUCUACCCGACUUAGAUUCUCCACAAUCAGGAUUUUUCACUAAGAAGAGGCGUUCCGUCCACCUUGAUCCUUCAAGGUCCUACCCGAGCCGUUCCGCGCUCCAGUAUACUGAAAGUGUACCUGUGACGGAGUGUGACAGCGAGUUUACAAGUGGAAGACUUCGUCAACAACAAUACAACUAUCGAAGCUGGACUAUCCUAAGUUGUAACCGAAUAGUGGAGUUUCUAGAACAUCACAUUCAGAGAGGUGUUAUCGCGCUGGACGUGGUCAUGCAUACCAACAAAGUCACCCUUGCAGAAAUCUCACGGCUCCUGAGUCAAGGUGCACACAAGGAACGAUCCAACUGCGCCAUGUUACUUCUCAUUGCCAUAGAACAAAUCGUCACUCUUUUUGAACGCAGUGUGGGGCAGGACCCCUCGGACAGCGAUCGUGCUAGCGUCAUAGGCAGUAUGGGAGGUCUCACAAAUAUUGGAGCCUGCAAAUCCCUAUCUCGCGGCAACAGCGGUGGAAACGUUCUGCCUAAUCUCCGGUUCGGGUCGUUUCAAAUCAGCCAGGAUGAACAACUGGAACUUCGGUCUUAUUUACUUCAACGUGAGCUACAGCGGUGUCUACAAGUUCUCACCACUCUUCGGGAUUCCAUUACCCUAGAACCCAAUCCCUGCACAAAGCUAGAGGAGCGUGUGGUCAAGCUAUCUUCCACCCUCUAA
Molecule: messenger RNA, 1323 nt
Organism: Trichophyton rubrum CBS 118892
Lineage: Eukaryota; Fungi; Ascomycota; Eurotiomycetes; Onygenales; Arthrodermataceae
Exons: 5
Coding region: 1-1323 (440 amino acids)
Biological process (GO): positive regulation of transcription by RNA polymerase II
Cellular component (GO): nucleus
Molecular function (GO): DNA-binding transcription factor activity, RNA polymerase II-specific; sequence-specific DNA binding; zinc ion binding
Source: RefSeq, a predicted model, not a curated record